GCUCGAAUCAGAAUGGGAGAAGUGGCUGCUCAGAUUCCGACGAGUUUCGGCCACGAGCUCAGGGCUUGUCUUCGAUGCCGCCUCGUCAAAACCUACGAUCAGUUUAGGGAUUCUGGGUGCGAGAAUUGUCCAUUCUUCAAGAUAGAGGAGGAUCCCGAGCGUAUCGUCGAUGUUACCACCCCUAAUUUCAACGGUACAAUCUCUAUGAUGGAUCCACGUAGAAGUUGGGCGGCGAGAUGGUUAAGAAUUGGUAAAUUUGCUCCUGGUUGCUACGCUCUUGCUGUCUCAGAGACACUCUCAGAGGACAUGCAGUCACUAUGCCAAGAAGAGCGAGUUCAGUACAUUCCGCCAAAACGCAUUUGAAGCCCUUUUCAUCAACACUGUCUUCAUGUGGACAUCAGCUUCAAGAAGCCUGAGUGUGUGAAUACAUGGAGGCUAUCAACGGAAGUAGUUUAGUUAACUAUGUUUCAUGAUUACAUAUCUUUGUUUUGCCAACAAAAGAACAUCUCUUGCAACUCAUUUGAUAACCUCCGGAAAACAAUAUUACGAAAAAAAAAACAAAUUGGAUAUAUAAAAGAAUAUCCUUUUUAUAUAAAUUUAAAAUUCGAGUUCA
Messenger RNA from Brassica oleracea var. oleracea, 613 nucleotides. RefSeq names its product transcription elongation factor SPT4 homolog 1. Bases 13 to 363 code for a protein of 116 amino acids. The transcript has 5 exons. Lineage: Eukaryota; Viridiplantae; Streptophyta; Magnoliopsida; Brassicales; Brassicaceae. Gene Ontology annotation, molecular function: zinc ion binding; RNA polymerase II complex binding. The record is from RefSeq and is a predicted model, not a curated record. Gene Ontology annotation, cellular component: nucleus; DSIF complex. Gene Ontology annotation, biological process: chromatin organization; mRNA processing; regulation of transcription elongation by RNA polymerase II.